Echinococcus granulosus is the source of this 3417-nucleotide messenger RNA. Its product is annotated as Alpha-mannosidase 2. Gene Ontology annotation, cellular component: Golgi membrane. Gene Ontology annotation, molecular function: alpha-mannosidase activity; carbohydrate binding. The transcript is spliced from 19 exons. The coding region runs from base 1 to 3417 and encodes 1138 amino acids. Lineage: Eukaryota; Metazoa; Platyhelminthes; Cestoda; Cyclophyllidea; Taeniidae. The record is from RefSeq and is a predicted model, not a curated record. Gene Ontology annotation, biological process: mannose metabolic process; protein deglycosylation; N-glycan processing.
AUGUUCAUGCGCCGACCGUUGAGGCGUUUCGCUGUUAUCUGUGGUGUUUUCUUCGUCAUUACUCUCCUCACAUACUUUUAUGCAACACGUGGUACCAUGGACAUGAAAAUCCUGCAGGAGAGGGUUCAUCAAUUUAACAAGGACUUUGCUGAAAAGCUAAGAGUGCCUGUGGAAGUCGACGUGCCACACAAUAUAGUAGAACAAAAGGAGUUGAAGUGUGAUCCCCAAGUCCACGCUUCACGUGCCGAUAUAGAGACUGGUCCCCUUUAUGAUAAUAUCCCCUUCAAAAACGAAGCUGGUGGCGUCUGGAAACAGGGUUUUAAUAUCUCCUAUUCUCCAUCGGAUUGGAAUAAUAAGAAGCUUGAGGUUCUCGUUCUCCCCCAUUCUCAUCAGGACCCUGGGUGGUUAAUGACACUGAACGAGUACUUCGAGAAAAGUACGCACAGGGGUCUGGAUGCCACUGUUGAUUUUCUGGGCAAAAAUUCAUUUGCUCGUUUUAUCUACGCCGAAGUCGCUUAUUUAGACAGGUGGUGGAAGGAUCUUUCUCCCUCAGUGCGAACUCUCUUCACCAAGCUUGUCCGCGAUGGGCAAUGGGAAAUUGCCACUGGUGGUUGGGUCGUGCAUGACGAGGCCCUGACUCACUAUGGUGCAGCCAUAUCCCAACUUAUCGAAGGUCAACAUUGGAUGCUUGACAACCUUGGUGUUGUGCCAAACGUGAGCUGGGCGAUAGACGUGUUCGGACACAGUACGACGGCAACCUAUAUCCUACGCAAAGCGGGCAUAAAAAAUGCUCUCAUUCAUCGUGUUCAUUAUGAGGUCAAAAAGGCCCUAGCGAAAAAGCAGAACCUCGAGUUUAUUUGGCGCCAAUCCUGGGAUUCGUCUGGGGAAACAGAAGUCUUUGUGCACCUUACGCCCUUCUUCUCCUACGAUAUUCCACACACCUGUGGACCUGAUCCUAGUAUCUGCUGUCAGUUUGAUUUUAUACGGAACGUUUUGGGGUGUCCGUGGGGUGUUCUGCCAACAAUGAUCACUCCGUCGAAUGUGCAGGCUAGGGCCGAAGUACUAGUGGAUCAGUAUCGUAAGAAGGCAAAACUAUUCAGUAACGGUGAUGUUCUGUUGGUGCCUUUGGGAGACGAUUUUCGCUACUUGACUUUGGCAGAAUGGGACUUCCAAGUCUCGAACUAUCAAAUGCUCAUGGAUCAUAUCAACAGCAAGGCGUCAUACAACAUGCAUAUCCGUUUUGGAACACUUUCGGAGUACUUUGAUCUGGUGCAUUCACGGAGCAAAUUGAAGGAAUUCUCCACCUUCAUUGGUGAUUUCUACACCUACGCGGAUCUAGAUGAUGACUUUUGGAGCGGAUACUAUACCAGUCAUGCCUCAUUCAAGUCCAUGGCACGUUUUGUGGAGGCCGAAGUGAGGAAUGCGGACAUUCUCUUCUCCAUCGCAAGUCAUUGGUCAGCUGCAGCGCACAAAUUCACAUUACUUGCCGGUCUGUAUGAUAAGCUCACCGUGGCUAGACGAAAUCUUGCCCUCUUCCAACAUCACGAUGCCCUUCCAGGCACCGCAAAAUCCCACGUCAUGGCGGACUACCACGUCAAAUUAGACGAAGCUAUCCGCUGUGCACAGAACGUUUCUGCAGUCAGUGUUGCUUUCCUCCUCGGCUACGAGUCUCCCGAAGUAUGCUCCGCUCUUGGACUCGAGGCCUCCACCGGCACUUCAUCAGUUCUCAUUUCCGCCAAUCCGAUUUGGGGUACCAAUUCCACACCAGAGCUCUUUACUCUCACUCUGGAGCGUCUGGAGGAUACUAAAACUCUUUACCUUUUCAAUUCCCUCCCCCGUGCCCGUGAUCACGUCCUCCGUCUCCGAGUCAAUAUAACACGUCUUCUGUGGGAUGUCAAGCUUCAGGUCAAGCAGCCACAAACCAUUUCAAUAAGCGUUCAACUUGAGAAUGGAAUUACUCCGCUUUCCGUUCAGCUAGAACCCUGGGACAUCUUCCGAAAGCCUGGUGCUUUGGGCCCUCUGUUCCAUCUAUCCGCGGGUCCUAUCCAUUUGGAACCGUUGGAAGUAGUGCGAGUAACGUUGAAGCCCGUGUCUAAGGCCUCACAGAGCCCUGCUGUCAUUGUUGUCAAACCAACGCUGUAUCGGUUCGUCGAGCUCCCCUCUUCUGUUGCAAUGUUCUACGCGCAAGAGGCGGCGGAUUCGCUUGUUCCCAAACUUAAAUCCAAUCUAAUGGAGUUGACCUUCGAUAGGGAGACCGGCUUCUCACAGGCGGUGUUGAACAAGGGAACGGGAGAAUCGCACAAGCUGGCAAUUAGCAUUGAGAUGAUGAAGGCUACCUCCGAACCUACCCGUGCGGGAGCCUAUAUAGGCGCGUCGUUUGCUACCAAGGAGCCUCUGGCUAGGGAGCCCCUCAGCAUGCGCGUUCUCCGUGGCUCCUUGACCGAGGAGGUUACGACCUAUUAUCCUCAGGUGAAACAUACCCUUCGUAUCCAUAAAUUAAACGCUCCUGGUAAUCUUGCCGUGGAAGUGGAGAAUAUUGCUAAUCUAACCGACGUACAGGCAAGCGUUGAACUGGUAAUGGUCAUUCAAACGGGAAUUCAAAACACGAAAGGCAUCUUCUUCACCGACUCGAACUGCUAUCAGAUGAUCCAACGGAAGUACUACGCAAAAAUUCGCCAAUGGGGCAACAUCUAUCCCAUGACCUGCGCAGCCUACAUUGAGGACGGCCAACAUCGUGUCACUCUCCUAUCAGGUCAGUCAGUUGGCGUAUUGGCUGGUGAAAACCCGGGCGAAAUCAAAGUCUGGCUAGAUCGAAAAGUUCUGUCCGAUGAUCAUCGCGGACUGAACGAGCCCUUAAUUAAUGUCAAACCAAGUCGUUCAGUCUUCAGUAUUCUCGUGGAACGCAUGUCGCAGCCCGUUGAAGCUCUUCGGGGCGGUGUUGCAUUUGUGCCUAGUCUCACCGCAGAAGCACACUAUGUCCAGAGUGAUCUGACCUUCCCUGCGGCCCAAUUUUUAACCAACUUUGACCCAUCUCGAUUGGUCGUCAACCGACAGUUGAUGGAGUCGACGGGACUUCCCUGUGACUGUGAUCUGGUCACACUGAAGACGUUCUUCAGUAAAUCGGAGCGAUAUAAUGGACUUAGCAGCGUGCCGGGCAGCCAACUGGGUGUGAUCCUUCAUCGUACCGUACAUGCGUGUGGCGCAACCUACCUUUGCGAUUCGGCCUGCGAUUGCUCCCCUCAGGAUGAAUCUUCGAUUCGAUGGUCUCUCGCCUUUCCCCAGCUGAUCCCCAAAAUGGCUGUGAGGACACCAGUGACGCUGAUUCCCGACAAGUCGACUUCCGCGUCACCCGAUCUGAAUAUCGUUAUCCCGAGGAUGGAGAUGGAGGGCUUCCUUCUGGUGCCUUCCAAAACCUAG